AUGAAAACGGUGACUCGUGACAAAGAACAUUUGACAACAUUUCCCGAUGAGAUCAUCGCACAAAACAAACAAGUACAACUCUUAUCAUUAGAUAAAAAUGGUAUUUCCGAGAUUCCUUCCAAAAUCAGUGAGUUGACUGAGUUGACCAGUUUUUCUAUUUCACAAAACAAAAUUUCAAAAAUCCCGUCCGAAUUAUUUGCGCUGAAAAAUUUGCAGCGGCUUGUUUUCGCCCAAAAUUCUAUAUCUUCUAUUCCCGAAAUUAUUGACUCUUUAAUAAAUUUAACAGAACUCAACAUGUGUUGUAACAAAUUAAGUGCGCUUCCAGCCUCGAUCACUUCUCUGACCAAUUUAAUUAAGUUGAACGUCAUCUCAAACUUUUUAACUGAGCUUCCUCGGAACAUCUCGACGUUAUCGCGUCUUACGUACAUUGGUCUGUCGCAAAACGAUUUUCACGUGUUGCCGCCAUCACUUUUUAGUCUGAGUGGACUGAAUGAACUUGAUACUGAAUUCAAUAACUAUUCCGUCAUUCCGCCAGAGAUAUCACAUUUGAGUAAUUUGACAAGAUUGAACGUCAGAGGAAACGAGAUUGAAAAUCUCCCGAAUGAGAUGACGUGUUUGAGUAAUUUAGAGAUUUUAACUGUCGACAACAAUCCGUUGACGCAAAUCACGUUCUCUCAAAAAGUCUUUCCAAAACUUCGAGAAUUCAACAUGAAUUCGACCAAAAGCCCGAAAUUUGACGAGAACGAAGGCCCGGCGAACAUCAAAAAAAUCUCAGCAAUUGAUGCGGGGUUGGGGCGACUUCCGGCGAGUUUUUCAAAAUUUGAGAACCUCGAAGAUUUUGAUGUGACAGGAAAUAGAUUAGACAAGAUUCCAAUAGUUCCACGGCGCGUCGCCAUGUGUCGGGUUAAUUGCAAUGAACUGAAACGCAUUGACUUUGAAGAAAAUUCAAAUAUUCAAUUUUUCUAUGGGAAGCACAACACGUUAGAGGAGAUCCCUGUUGGGUUACUGAAUGUUACUCGCAUGAAUGCGUGUGACUUAUCAUGGAAUCGGAUCAAGUCUUUUAAUCCGCGUAUAUCGUGGAUACGGCUUCAAGUUUUAGAUCUUUCAUUUAAUGAGUUAAGCGUGAUUGACAUGACGAUCUCGAAAUUAGUGAAUCUGAAACGAUUAAAUUUGAGUUUCAAUUCGAUUGUGAGUGUUCCGAAUUAUAUCUCGAAUUUGAGUAGUUUGGAACGAUUUUAUAUUGCCGGAAACAAAUUGAAAGAUUUGCCGAAUGAGAUGGAAAGUUUAGUUGAGCUGACCGUUCUGCAUUUGGGCGAAAAUCAAUUUAAUGAGAUCCCGCCGGUGAUUAUUAAGAUCCCGCACUUGUUGCGGCUCCACAUCUGCUGCAAUCCGAUCUAUGACGUGAACAGUUUGUCUGUCCUCACUGGGUUGAACACAUUGGAUAUAGCCAAUUGUUAUGUGAAGAAUUGUGAAUUUGUGAAUGGCAUGAAGGAGUUACAACAGUUGUGUCUUGCCAACAAUUAUAUCUCGAAACCACCGACCUUUGGGGAGAAUUGUAGUAAAUUAGUUCAUGUCGACGUGAGCUUUAACGCACUUUCUGAGAUGCCGAAUUUCGAGAACCCCGCGAAUUUGGCGUUUUUGGACUGCUCAUAUAACGAUCUAGACUUCUUCAAAGAGUUCAAUAAAUUUGAAGUCUUUGGGAGGAAGCGAGGGGUGCUAGAGAGUACUUUAGAUAUGAAGAAAAAGAAGGAGGUAGUCGUACGAGUUGAUGGGUGUAUUCGUCUGAAGCAGUAUAAGUUCUUAAAUCGCUUUGCGGAUCUUUUAAAGUUCCGGAGUGUUCCGACGACACUUUCUACGGCUCAGAUGUGUAGUGAUAGAGACGAGAUGCAGGACUCGAUGUUGUGUAUACCCAAUUUUGCGGGGCCUGAUCACUUUUUGCUUGGUGUAGCUGAUGGGCAUUAUGGGGUUCAGACGGCGUAUUACUUCAAUGUGAUGUUUCCUGAUAUCUUCUAUGAAGUUCUUAAGAAACCUAUAACUAUCGAAGAAGCCUUUAAAGAAGCUUUUGAGGUGAUUCAAUGUGAGUUUGUUAAGAUGGGAGUGAAGGAUGGGGCUUGUGUGACGGUAGUCUUUUUAACGCCAUUAAAGAUAUAUACCGCGCAGUGUGGCGAUUGUCGCGCAGUCUAUGUGACGUCGGAGAAAGCAAUUCAGUUGUGUACUGAACAUGAGCCAACGAUGAAAAUGGAACAAAAAAGAAUUAAGAAGGCGGGAGGGUUUGUCGAUGCUGCGGGGAGAGUAUCUGGACUUCGCGUCUCGCGUAGUGUAGGAGAUAUAGAAAACAAACCCGUUUUAACACAUAUCCCCGAGACUACUGUAUAUGACAGAGGAAGUGAUGAAGAGUAUUUAAUAGUAGCUUCUGAUGGGUUAUGGGAUGAAGUAACUAAUGAAAUGGCUUAUCAAUUAUUACACUCAAAAAGAUCGAUAUUCAGAACAGGUGAGUUGGCUUCAAUGAUGAAGGACUUGGCCUUCAUCAGUUGUUCUUCAGACCAGUCUGCAGAUAACAUCUCCAUUGUACUCUGCAGGUUCUAA
Entamoeba invadens IP1 is the source of this 2586-nucleotide messenger RNA. Its product is annotated as leucine-rich repeat containing protein, putative. The transcript has a single exon. Lineage: Eukaryota; Evosea; Mastigamoebida; Endamoebidae. Gene Ontology annotation, molecular function: protein binding. Bases 1 to 2586 code for a protein of 861 amino acids. The record is from RefSeq and is a predicted model, not a curated record.